AUGGAGUUCCUGUUUGGAAAAAGAAAGACUCCAGAGGAGAUGCUCAGACAGAAUCAGAGAGCAUUAAAUAGAGCCAUGAGAGAUCUAGACAGAGAACGCCAGAAACUGGAGCAACAGGAAAAGAAAAUAAUUGCUGACAUUAAGAAAAUGGCCAAACAAGGACAGAUGGAUGCUGUAAAGAUCAUGGCUAAGGACUUGGUGCGCACAAGACGAUAUGUCAAGAAAUUCAUCAUGAUGAGAGCCAAUAUUCAAGCUGUCAGCCUUAAAAUCCAAACCCUCAAAUCAAACAACAGCAUGGCGCAGGCCAUGAAAGGAGUCACCAAAGCUAUGGCCACCAUGAACAGACAGUUGAAGUUGCCACAGAUUCAGAAGAUCAUGAUGGAGUUUGAGCGCCAAAGUGAAAUCAUGGACAUGAAGGAGGAGAUGAUGAAUGAUGCAAUUGACGAUGCAAUGGGCGAUGAAGACGAUGAAGAGGAGAGUGAUGCCGUGGUUUCUCAAGUUCUGGAUGAGCUGGGUCUGAAUCUUUCUGACGAACUUUCAAACCUGCCUUCUACUGGAGGAAAACUUUCAGUUGCGGCUGGGAAGAAAGCUGAACCGCAGGCUACGCUGGCGGAUGCCGAUGCUGACUUGGAGGAGAGGCUGAACAACCUCAGGAGAGACUGAGAAUGAAAGGACUCUAUGUAAAGGUUUUGAUUCGGAACUGUUUGUGCAAAGCUGGCUUCACUAAAAUGUAGACUGAUGCAAAGAAAAGAGGGCGGAUGUGAAUGAUGUCUGUUUUUUUCUGACAUUAGAUGCGUCCUUUUAAUUUUACUGUCUUCUUUUAUGACAUGUGGUGUAUAAAUAUUACCAAACGCUUAACCCAAAUGAAGAUGCAAUGCAUCCGACUGAUCUCAAGCCUUCCGUUUAGACAAAUCAUUUUCUAAAGGAGACCAAAUCAACAAAGAGUCUGUUACCCCAAGAAUCCAACUUGAUCUUUUGAGGAAACAUUAACACUAAGUAUUUCAUUACUAUAAAAACUGGUUUGCCACACAUCAUAUUUUCAUUUUAAUAAACAAUGUUGAUACUGAUCUUUUUUAUAAAUCGUGCAAAAUGGAGUCACUCCAGUUUUCAAUCUGUUCAUAUAAGAGUACAUCAGAUGAUUACCUUUAAAAUACUAUCAUGAUCUUCUAAUAAUAUAUAUCUUGAUCUUUUAGUGGUAAAUACCUUCGUAUAAUAAAUGUGGUGGUUUAUAUAUAAUUAUUUUUUUCUCAAAGUGAUUGAAUCACUAGUUCUUACACCCAGGCCUGAUCCGUAAACAAUAAACCUUCAUAAACUCUUAAGUUUUUGCACUGCAACAUCUAACAAUAACUUUGCUCAUUUAAUUAUGAAAAAAACUUGGAAGCAGUUACAAAUUAUGCUUUUAUCACAAAAUAUUAUUAAUGAAAAUUAAAAUGAAAUAUUAGUGUAUUUAUCUUGUGGUGAAUCAAAAGAGGUGGUAUAUUUUGAAAAAAAAAAAAAGUAUUUCUUGUUAUUUUGCUUUUUUUUGGUUCAAUAAAUAUUUUUCACACUUA
Molecule: messenger RNA, 1550 nt
Organism: Carassius auratus (goldfish)
Lineage: Eukaryota; Metazoa; Chordata; Actinopteri; Cypriniformes; Cyprinidae
Product: charged multivesicular body protein 2a
Exons: 5
Coding region: 1-663 (220 amino acids)
Biological process (GO): vacuolar transport
Source: RefSeq, a predicted model, not a curated record